AUGCAAUACAGUUCAACACAAGCAGUGGCAUUUACUGGCAUCUGGCGUUUGCACAUCCAGUCAGGCACAUUAUUCAGCUGUUAUCAUAAUGUGACCAACAUGGCCAAUUGCAGCAAAGGUGUGAUAGGUUCAGAGUUCACAGAUGCUAAUGGUUUGCUGUUGUUUACUAAAAAGGAUUCCCCCAAGAUCUUGCCGAACAUCCUGUAUAAAAUUGGCAAUACUCCCCUCAUCCGAAUCAAUAAUAUUGCAAAGGAGAAUGGACUCAAAUGUGAGCUAUUGGCUAAGUGUGAGUUCUUCAGUGCUAGUGGGAGCAUUAAGGACCGCAUUGCUUUACGAAUGAUUGAAGAUGCUGAGAAGCAAGGGAUUCUGAAACCAGGUGAUGUGAUCAUUGAACCAACCUCAGGUAAUACAGGCAUUGGCCUAGGCUUGGUGGCUGCUGUGAAAGGAUAUCGCUGUAUUAUCGUCAUGCCAGAGAAAAUGAGUUUAGAGAAGGUCGAUAUCUUAAAAGCCUUGGGGGUUGAAGUGGUGCGGACACCAAAUGCUGCAAACCUCAAUAGUCCUGACUCUCAUAUUGGAAUGGCCUGGAAACUGAAGAAUGAGAUUCCUAACUCACAUGUGUUUGAUCAGUAUCAAAAUGCUGGCAAUCCAUUAGUGCAUUAUGACAUUACUGCAGAGGAAAUUCUGGAUCAGUGUGAUGGAAAAGUUGAUGUUUUGGUAGCAGGUGCUGGAACUGGUGGUACCCUCACUGGCAUAGCAAGGAAAUUCAAGGAAAAAUGUCCCAGCUGCAAGAUCAUUGCUGUUGAUCCUGAAGGUUCAACCAUGGCUGAACCAGAAGAACUGAAUCUUGUAGGCAAGACUUCAUAUGAAGUGGAAGGAAUUGGCCAUACAUUUAUACCCACAGUACUGGACAGAGAAGUGAUUGACAAAUGGGUGAAGACUAAUGAUGCAGAAAGCUUUGCAAUGGCUCGGAUGUUGAUCAAAAAAGAAGGAUUGCUAUGUGGUGGGAGUUCUGGUAGUGCCAUGUGUGGAGCUGUGAGAGUGGCAAAAGAUCUGAAAGAAGGACAGCGCUGUGUUGUGAUCCUCUCAGACUCCAUCCGAAAUUACAUGUCAAAACUUCUUAGUGAGAAUUGGAUGGAAGAGAAAGGAUUUCUGCACGCAGAUUGUGACCAAGAAAGGUACAGAUCAAACUGGUGGAAUGUACCGAUCAAUCAGGUGAAGCUUCCCUCAGCUCUGACUGUCCUUCCAACAAUCACCUGCCAGGACAUCAUCCAGAUUCUCAAAGCGAAUUGCAUGGACAAUGCAGUGGUUGUUGACUCCAGUGGCAUGAUUCUGGGUUUAAUCACUCUAGGAAAUGUUAUGUCAUCAAUUAAAGAAGGGAAACUACAGCUCACUGAUCCAGUGUCUAAAAUCAUUUACCAACAGUUCAAAAAGGUGAAUUUAAAUGGCACACUUGGAAAAGUAUCUCAGGCUUUGGCGCUGAAUCACUUUGUCUUAAUCGUUCAUGAACAAAUACACUAUGUCGACAGUGGUGAAUGUGGAAAGAGAGAAACGGUGCAUGGCGUGGUGACAUUUAAUGACCUAAUAACAUUUGUUGCAGCCAAGAGGAAAAUGAUGGGAACAGCAGAAAAAAAAUCAAGCCACAGAUUUUAA
Carcharodon carcharias (great white shark) is the source of this 1650-nucleotide messenger RNA. RefSeq names its product cystathionine beta-synthase-like. Gene Ontology annotation, molecular function: cysteine synthase activity; cystathionine beta-synthase activity. Gene Ontology annotation, cellular component: cytoplasm. The record is from RefSeq and is a predicted model, not a curated record. The transcript has 16 exons. NCBI's taxonomy places the organism in Eukaryota, Metazoa, Chordata, Chondrichthyes, Lamniformes, Lamnidae. The coding region runs from base 1 to 1650 and encodes 549 amino acids.